CUACUUGAUACCUUGCAUACUUUGCUCUUUUGAUUUUAUAUACACUUGAUCCAACUCAACUCAAACAAAACCUAAACAAUAAUGAGUCAACCCACAAAUAACGUUUCCAUGCCAACUAUCGAAACAUACUCUGCUCCUCAAGCCAUGAGCACCACAGAAAAUAAAGAGACUAUUGGAAAAAAUUCAGCUGAAGAAUUAGCCAAGGAAGAUGAUUCCAGUUUCUUCUCCAUGUUAAGACUUAAUGGUGGUGGAUGCUGCAAGGGAUUCUUUGCUGGCUUGUGUUGUUGUUGUGUUGCUGAUGCUGUUUGUUAAAGCACUUUAUUUCCUUUAGUAUUCCUUAUUAUUCUAUCUACUUCUUGCAUAUUAUUCAUUGACUUAUACCAUGUAUUAUGAAAACUUAAUUUCGAUCUCAUUUUGAUUAUUCUUUAUAAAGAAAUGCGAAGAAUUGCCCACAUGUAUUGGCAAUCUUCCGUUUUGCCAUCCU
This is a messenger RNA of Phycomyces blakesleeanus NRRL 1555(-), 484 nucleotides long. RefSeq lists its product as hypothetical. The coding region runs from base 82 to 312 and encodes 76 amino acids. The transcript has 4 exons. Lineage: Eukaryota; Fungi; Mucoromycota; Mucoromycetes; Mucorales; Phycomycetaceae. The record is from RefSeq and is a predicted model, not a curated record.